UAGAAGUUGUACAGGGCUGGAGUAACAGCCAAAAUGGAGUGCUACCGGUCAUCGUGUGUGGUGAUUUUAAUUCAACACCGGAAUCAGCGGUUUAUGAACUCCUCACGACUGGUCGGCUGAGCCCCUCCUCCAUACCGGAUGACCCUUAUGGUAUACUUCCACCGGUAAACCAGAUGCACCACUCGUUGCCAUUGCGUUCGAUAUAUCCGGCUGUAGUUAAUAGUGAAGCUACUUAUACGAAUUACACGCAGAAGUUUCAGGGUACGCUGGAUUAUAUAUGCUUUACUCAAAAUUCUCUUCGAGGGCUGGCAGUGUCUAACACAUACAGUUAUGAGGAGCUGAGUGCUGAGACGGCGCUGCCGAGCCCAACACAACCUAGUGAUCAUAUACUAACCGUUGGUGUGUUCGCGUAUACGUAGUGAUACCAGAACUUACGGAACUCCUCUGAAAAUGGAGGAUGUGACUUUAUGUGGCCGCCAAAUUUCGCCAAAUGUGUGAUGUAUAAUAUAACGGCCGCUAUGAGGUGUCAUGGUUGGAGCCCCAUCUCCCAUAGUAUAAUUUUGUGGCGCAGUGACGGAUCCAAAGAAUGAACAGAAUGUCUCUGGCGUAUUGGCUCUUCGAAGCAGUUGAUAUGUUUCUGCUAGCGCUGCGUACCGUAUUAUUGUAUCAUUUUCAUCGUACAUAUAUUUCUUCGGUCAAUGUUUAUGGGUUGAAAUAGUGUAGUAGGGGAUGAUCGCGUGCUGUCCAUCGGAUGGUCGUGAGUUCUAUCCCCGCACGUUGCAAAUGUAUGAUCCCUUAACAUUGCUCAAUCCAUUGGAGAGUUAGAUAUCCAACGACUCACUUAGCAUCCUUGGCAUAUUCCCUUCAUACCAACUAGGUG
Perkinsus marinus ATCC 50983 is the source of this 880-nucleotide messenger RNA. Its product is annotated as carbon catabolite repressor protein, putative. Gene Ontology annotation, cellular component: cytoplasm; CCR4-NOT complex; nucleus. NCBI's taxonomy places the organism in Eukaryota, Perkinsozoa, Perkinsida, Perkinsidae. The annotation marks the transcript as partial. Gene Ontology annotation, molecular function: poly(A)-specific ribonuclease activity. The transcript is spliced from 4 exons. The record is from RefSeq and is a predicted model, not a curated record. Gene Ontology annotation, biological process: nuclear-transcribed mRNA poly(A) tail shortening.